Molecule: messenger RNA, 687 nt
Organism: Rhinichthys klamathensis goyatoka
Lineage: Eukaryota; Metazoa; Chordata; Actinopteri; Cypriniformes; Leuciscidae
Product: phospholipase A and acyltransferase 1-like
Exons: 4
Coding region: 160-618 (152 amino acids)
Biological process (GO): N-acylphosphatidylethanolamine metabolic process
Cellular component (GO): cytoplasm
Molecular function (GO): glycerophospholipid phospholipase A1 activity; A2-type glycerophospholipase activity
Source: RefSeq, a predicted model, not a curated record
UUCUUGUAGAUUAUAGUCUGAUAGGCUUCCCCCAUAAAUCUCCCCUUUGAGGUUUGUGAUAUCAGAUGUUAUUAAUGCUUCACUGCUCUUUAAUGAAGGACUCGCUGUACGUCUCUAGUGUUUUCAACGGUAAAGGCAUCAAUAGCGCAGCGAACACCAAUGGGACUGCAUAACUCUCAUCCGAAGCUUUACCCGGGAGAUAUUCUUGAGUUUCCCGGAAACAGUUACUUUUCUCAUUUUGGAGUUUACUAUGGUGAACGGGACGGAGUUCCUUACGUGGCCCAUCUGACCAUCAGAGAUUCAGACACCAAACUCCUCCUCUUCGGCCGAGCUUUAAACGCCGGAGUAAAGCUUGACCCGCUUGAUGUAGUCGGGAAGAGAUACAAGGUAAGAAACUACUUGGAUGACAAGCAUCCACCCCGAGAUUUCUACUCUCUCAUCAAGCCGGAGAUCGAUGACAUCAUGGCGAAACCCAUCACCUUUGACAUCCUUUUCAACAACAGCGAACAUCAGGCCACAAUGUUUCGAUACGGGAUUAAAAAGUCAGAGCAGAUUGAAAAAGUCUAUUUCAAGAUAGUUCCCACCUGGAAAGAUUUAUUUGAGAAGAAAAAGCUUUAAGGGACUCGUGCUGCAUGAAGACAAGAGUUCAAGAUCAUACAAAAACAUACUUUCUUUCUUAAAUAAUUC